AUGAAAGUGGUGGUUUCUGCUAGCAGAAUCUUGCCACAGAGUACCCGCGCAGUUCAUCUCAUCUCCAGACCCUGUCGUCAUUCCUCCCCGGCGCACAGCGCAUUCGCAAAAACCCACUACCCAAUUCUUGAACUUCGGAAUAUCCGUACCUUCAACACCAUGUCUGCCAGCGCGACUGAACAACCACAAGCAACGCCGGCGGCGGCAGCACCGUCAACAGGGGACGCUACUCCAGCGAAGCCUGAGUUACCACCUCUGACCCCGGCCGAGUUCAAAGUCUACAACCAAAUGGCAGAAAAGAUGAACUACUUUCACAACCACUUCCGCCACCAAUGGACCCUCCUCCACACAGCAGCCUCAACAGGCCGCCGCCCCCAAAACAUGUCCCUCAAGCAAUUCCUCGACACGGGCCUGCAGUUCACCCGCCACCUCACGGCCCACCACGGCAUCGAAGAAGCCCACGUCUUCCCCAUGCUCGCCCGCCGCAUGCCCGAGUUCCGCACCGGCGGCCGCGGCGGCGGCGCGGAGCUCCUCCGCCAGCACAAGCAGAUCCACGACGGCAUGGACAAGUUCGAGGCCUACCUGCGCGCCUGUCGCGACUGCGAGACGGAGCUCGAGCUCGGCGUCCUCAAAGAGAAGAUGGAUAGCUGGGGGGAGGUGCUCUGGACGCACCUUGACCAAGAGGUGGAGACGUUGGGGGCGGAGAAUAUGAGAAAGUAUUGGACGAUGGAGGAGGUGAGGAGGAUGCCCAUGUGA
This is a messenger RNA of Colletotrichum lupini, 756 nucleotides long. RefSeq lists its product as uncharacterized. Lineage: Eukaryota; Fungi; Ascomycota; Sordariomycetes; Glomerellales; Glomerellaceae. The record is from RefSeq and is a predicted model, not a curated record. The coding region runs from base 1 to 756 and encodes 251 amino acids. The transcript is spliced from 2 exons.